AUGACGGAUGUCAUGGCCGAUCACCCAGACCUCUCUGAACUGGCUGGCUCGCCCUCUCCAGGCCAAAAACGGAAGCGCGACGAUAUGUCGGAGUCGAACAGCCCUGGCCGGGCGAAGCGAGCCAGCGCUGGACUCUCGGAUGCCGAUACCGCCGCCUUCAUUGAGAACGCCGUCGAAGCUGCCCACGCUGCCGCCGCUAAUGGGGUGAACGUGGCCGACUUCAGCGCCCUUCAGCAAGCUGCCGCCGCCGUAAACUCAGAGGCUGCCGACCCGGCCAACGCCUCCAGCACGGCUGCCGCUGCCUUGGGAUCCAUGUAUCCUACUCUCCACGUCCCGCCUACUACGGAAGAGCAGUUCGCUGCCCAGACGAGUGAUGAGCCGAACCAUGGCCAAGACCAUACCUUCGGCCACGCUGAUCUGAGCCCGUCCGAUGGACUCCCGGCUCUUCCUACUAUACCUCAACCCACUAAUGGCGUCCAGUCUGUUCAGCCCCAGCAAACCCAUCAAACUCAUCAGCAGCACCAGCAGCACCAGCAACAUCAGCCCCCACAGCCCCAGCACCGAUAUUCAUCUGGAUCUGCUGGCACUCCCGCUAAGAAGCCGGAUGUCGGUUCAGAGGAAUGGCACAAGAUGCGCAAAGACAACCACAAAGAAGUGGAGCGUCGUCGUCGCGAGACCAUUAAUGAAGGCAUCAAUGAGCUGGCCAAGAUUGUUCCUAACUGCGAGAAGAACAAAGGCUCCAUCCUCCAGCGUGCCGUCACAUUCAUCAACCAACUCAAGGAGAAUGAGACGCAGAACAUUGAGAAGUGGACCCUGGAGAAGCUGCUUACGGAGCAAGCUAUAGCAGAGCUCAGUGCCUCCAACGACAAGCUCAAGCAGGAGUGUGAACGCCUCUACAAGGAGUUGGAGACGUGGAAGCGAGUCGCACAAAACGCUGGUCUCUCAUACCCGCAGGCAAACAAGGAGGAGCCUGCCGCAACGACUUAG
This is a messenger RNA of Colletotrichum higginsianum IMI 349063, 987 nucleotides long. RefSeq names its product Helix-loop-helix DNA-binding domain-containing protein. NCBI's taxonomy places the organism in Eukaryota, Fungi, Ascomycota, Sordariomycetes, Glomerellales, Glomerellaceae. Gene Ontology annotation, cellular component: nucleus. Gene Ontology annotation, molecular function: DNA-binding transcription factor activity; protein dimerization activity. The transcript is spliced from 2 exons. The record is from RefSeq and is a predicted model, not a curated record. Bases 1 to 987 code for a protein of 328 amino acids.